Stylonychia lemnae is the source of this 1965-nucleotide messenger RNA. The record is from the annotation of a GenBank genome assembly. Lineage: Eukaryota; Ciliophora; Spirotrichea; Sporadotrichida; Oxytrichidae.
AUGAAGCUUCUAGAUCCUCUUCAGGGAUAUAAAAUCACUUCUUAAAUUCUCUUCCUUCAGCUUGCCUUUGCACUAGCACUGGGAGUAUGUUUGGCCAGAGAUGAGUUUGACUACUCUAACAGAGACACUGCCAUUGGAGUCAUGUUUGUGGUACAUAUUACCUCUUAUGCUCUAGAAUACAUCAAAAUUUUGACCGGGAUUUGUGGUCGUAAACUAGGUGUCUUAAAGUUUACCAUCAACUUCUUUAACUGUGCACUCUAUUAAGCAGCUAUAUUCUACGCCUAGGUUAAGUAUCUUAAUUCAACUUACGACGAUAAGGCUAAUGCUACUUCUGAUCCAGAAUUAAUCAGAAAAAAUAUCAACUCUUAGUAAUGGUUGAUGUUAGAAAUAUCUUUCUACUAUAUGACUGUUAUCCUAACUAUUCUUUUCUUGGUGCUUCAACACUUCUUUAAAUUGGAAAUUCCUACUCACAUUGAUGAGUUUCCAAUCGUUGAAGCCAUCUUUUCUAUGCAUGGCAAAUCUUCUGUCAUAGUAGAUAAACAAGAUAAAGCUGAGCUAGAGACCAAUGGCUCACCAGAUUAAUAACAAGAUGGGAAUGAUGAUGAGAACGAAGGCUUUAAAAAGCAAAAAACUAUCUCCAAGAAUGUCAGCAAGCGCUCAUUCUGGCACAAGGAUAAGCAAAACCAAGACUUCUUGUCUCUUAUAAACAAAUAUCUUCAAGAGUAUCUCUUCAUUGCUCUCGUAUUCUCCAUUUCAGUAUAUGUAUUGGUAAAAGGUGAAGAGACACCAGAAGGAAAGAUGUCAUUUAAAUAUUCAGUAAUCAUCUUGGCUGUGCUAUUCUUUAUUUCACUUUUGCACACUGUAGUUGAUCUUUUCACCAAGAUAAGCUUCCCAGUCUGGUACGAUAAAAGCAAAUACGCAAUCUAUGCUUUGAUCAUAUUGGACAUUCUAUUUAUGAGCGUUUAAACUGCAAUUCUAGAUAAGUAUGAGGAUCUCAUCAGAUAUUGGAUUUUGAUCUUCUUGUUCAUUGUUUUCGCCUUCAUUAUUGCCUAUCUUACCAACUGGGCAGCAGUGAAAUGGGGAAAUGAAGAAGAAUUCUUUACCUAAAAAGAAAAACUCAAGAAGAGAACACUAAUUCACCAUUUUAUGAACUCUGUGUCUCUCAAUGUUGAUAUCUACGCAAUCACAUUUGUUAGCUUCUAAAGACUAGAUGCUGCCCUUCCUAGAGUAGAUGAACAGGCUAACUAGCAGCCUUUGAUUCAAUAAGCUGAUGAGGAUGAAGAGUCAAAUGAUGGUGAUGAGAAUAAUGAAAUCGUCCACAACACAGAUGCUGAAGCCAACAAAAAUUUCAGCAACAGCGCCUUCAUUUUUUUGAUUCAAGCUCUCUUAGUGUACUUAGUUUUAGAUCAGUUCAAAAAAGAAACUACAAACACUGAUGUGACCUUUGAAAUUCUAUUAACUAGAAUCUUAUGUGCUGCACUAUUACAUAUGCAACUUGAAGGUGAAUUAAGACAAUCACUUCAGAUGCUCAACUAUGCAAGACUUAUGGUGUUCCACAGUAAAUAUAGAAUUCCUAUGAUUAUCAUUAGUCUUAUGCAAUUUUUGGGGGCAAUUGGUACGGAAGUCAUCAACAUCUUCCUCAUCUGCCAACAAGACUCCGUGCAAAAUGUUAUUAUGAAUUUUAUUGCUCUUGGAGUUAUUGCUGAAAUCGAUAACAUUUAUGCUGGAACUCUCUAUAACAAUUCUUCCAAGAAACUUAUUGAAGACAAUGACGAGAAAGUUAAUCUUCAAAUUAAUGACAAGAAACCAGUACGAUCCUAUUACUCCAAGAGAUUCAGAUUAUCAACUUUGGUUCAUGGAGUCCUCAGAUUGUUCUAUGAGACUUACUACUAUUACUUCAUGCCAUUCUCAGUUAUCGUAAUAACAUUCUUCAGUGAUUUAAUUGAUGAAAAGCCGCUAUAUUGA